Cannabis sativa is the source of this 1933-nucleotide messenger RNA. Its product is annotated as pentatricopeptide repeat-containing protein At5g11310, mitochondrial. Bases 1 to 1800 code for a protein of 599 amino acids. Gene Ontology annotation, molecular function: protein binding. The record is from RefSeq and is a predicted model, not a curated record. NCBI's taxonomy places the organism in Eukaryota, Viridiplantae, Streptophyta, Magnoliopsida, Rosales, Cannabaceae. The transcript has a single exon.
AUGUUCAUGAUACUCAAACGCUACAGUUUUAUCCCACUAAAACAUCUUCUCUUUGAACCAAAUCCAAAAUCCAAACUUUUUCAAUUUCACUUCUUGCAAUUCUCCUCCUCUUCUGAUCAGUCAUGGCUGUCCAUACCUGGUAAGCCCUUGAUCAAGUGGCCCCAAGAAAUACUCACUCCACCAGCCACACAACUAGCCCAGGUUCCUGACUCAGGCACCAAGGUUUCUGAGAAUGAGUUCCUCACUGUUUCUGAGCUCUUCACUAACCCUGACAUUUCCUCUGGUCCUUCCCUCCAUGCUGCAUUGGACAAGACAGGGAUCAAGCUCGAUUCGAGUUUGUUUCAAGCUGUGUUCGAACAUUUCGAUUCGUCCCCUAAGUUGUUGUACUCACUGUUUCUUUGGGCGAUGAAGCAACCUGCGUUUCAACCCUCUGCUGCGAUCUUUAACUCGAUUGUCAAUGUGCUUGCGAAAUCAAGGGAGUUUGACUCAGCCUGGUCUUUGAUUCUUGAUCAAAUCGAGAAAAAGGACGAACUCACUUUAGUUACUGAAGAUACAUUUGUCAUCAUGAUCAGGCGGUAUGCUCGUGCAGGUAUGCAUGAAUCUGCAAUUCGAGCUUUUGAAUUCGCGAUUACAAUUGUUGAUUCAAGUUCAGAGAUGAGUUUGUUUGAGAUUGUGUUGGAUUCUCUUUGUAAAGAAGGGCAUGUUAGAGAAGCUUCAAGUUAUUUUGAUAGGAAAAAGAAGUUGGACUCGAGUUGGAUUCCAUCCAUUCGAGUUUACAACAUACUAUUGAAUGGUUGGUUCAGAAUGAGGAAGCUCAAACACGCUGAGCGGCUCUGGAUGGAGAUGAAAAAGGAGAAUGUGAGGCCUACUGUUGUAACAUAUGGUACAUUGGUGGAAGGUUACUGUCGAAUGCGUCGGUCUGAAAGGGCAAUUGAGCUACUAAGUGAGAUGAAAACAGAAGGAAUUAAGCCUAAUGCUAUAGUUUAUAAUCCAAUAAUCGACGCUCUUGGGGAAGCCGGGAUGUUCAAGGAGGCAUUGGGGAUGAUGGAACGAUUUUCGGUUCUAGAAUCAGGACCAACUCUCUCAACAUACAAUUCUCUAGUGAAGGGUUUUUGCAAAGCAGGAGAUCUUGUUGGGGCAAGUAAGAUUCUUAAGAUGAUGAUUGGUAGGGGAUUUGUACCAACACCAACAACUUAUAACUAUUUCUUUAAGUACUUUUCGAAGUUGGGAAAGAUUGAGGAAGCUAUGAACUUGUAUACGAAGAUGAUCGAAUCGGGAUAUUCUCCCGAUCGACUCACAUAUCAUCUGUUGUUGAAGAUGUUGUGUGAAGAUGGGAAGCUUGAAUUGGCAGUUCAAGUAAUCCAUGAAAUGAGAUGCAGGGGAUUUGAUAUGGACUUAGCUACAAGCACAAUGCUGAUUCAUUUGUUCUGUGAUUUGCAAAAAUUCGAAGAGGCGAGUUUGGAAUUCGAGAAUAUGAUCAGAAGAGGCAUAGUUCCUCAGUAUCUUACUUUCCAGAGAUUGAAUGAUGAAUUAAAGAAACGCGAAAUGACUGAGAUGGCACGAAAAGUGCGUGGUCUGAUGUCGUCUGUUCCUCAUUCUAUGAAAUUGCCGGAUACUUACAAGAAAGACGGCGAUGAAUCUCGUUCGCGGAGAUCCUCUAUUAUUCGAAAAGCUGAAGCAAUGUCAGCUAUAUUGAAAACUUGUAAUGAUCCUAGAGAAUUAGUUAAGUAUAGAGGUUCAUCUGAAAAUGUUGUUGGAAAGGCGAAUCGGUUGAUAGAGAACAUUAAGAAGAAAGUAUAAGAACAACAACUGGACAAGUUUGAGAAUCAUGAGGUUUACACUUGUUUGAUGUGUCUGUUAAAGUUUAUCUAGUCAUUGUUAUCUCAUGUUUUAAUCAAUUUUUACUUUGAAAGAACCAACAUUUGAUGCUUCA